Messenger RNA from Yamadazyma tenuis ATCC 10573, 816 nucleotides. RefSeq lists its product as uncharacterized. NCBI's taxonomy places the organism in Eukaryota, Fungi, Ascomycota, Pichiomycetes, Serinales, Debaryomycetaceae. The record is from RefSeq and is a predicted model, not a curated record. Gene Ontology annotation, cellular component: mitochondrion.
AUGACCCCCACAACAUGGUGGCGGCUCACACGAGCCGUCCACAGCACCGCCCCCACAUGGGCCGGACACUCGAAGUGGCAGAACAUCCGCCACGACAAGGCCAAGAACGACGCCAAAAAGUCCCGCGAAGCAUACGCCAUUGCCAGUCGCAUAGAGACCAGUGUCAAACAAGGCGGAGUAGAGGGCAACGCCCAGCUCGCGACGUUGAUGGAGAAGGCCAAGAAGUUGAACGUGACGAAAAAAAUCGUGGAAAAUGCCGUUAAAAGAGGUAACGGGGAGACUAUUGGUGACGAAAAGCCCAUGAGUGCGGUGACAUACGAGUUCAUGGGACCUGGUGGGGUGGCGAUGGUGGUGGAGGCCACCACCGACAACAAGACACGCACGGUGGGACUCGUGCGACACGCAUUGUCCAAGUUCAAUGCCUCUUUGAGUCCAUGUUUAUACAUGUUUGAGCGGAAGGGACGGGUGGUGUUUGCGCCACGGGACGGGGACGAAACGUUGGACGACUUGUUGGAGGUGGCAAUCGAUGUGGGGGCCGAGGACGUCGAGGAGUUUGUGGACCAUGACCAGGAGUACAACGGGGAGAGGUUAUUUCAGGUGAUUACAGACCCGAGCCAGGUGGGCGACAUUUCCAACCAAUUGUCGCAGAAAGGGUACCAGUUGAAGGACACAAACGUGGAGUAUGUGUCGGGAGAAGAGAAUGAGGUUGAGUUUCCGGCUGACGAGAAGGCCUUCAACAAGGCAUUGGAGAUGCUUGAUGAGAUUCCUGAGAUCACCGAGUAUUACACCAACAUCCGGGACAGUCCAGAUGCCUAG